Messenger RNA from Malaya genurostris, 770 nucleotides. RefSeq lists its product as uncharacterized. Bases 42 to 650 code for a protein of 202 amino acids. Lineage: Eukaryota; Metazoa; Arthropoda; Insecta; Diptera; Culicidae. The transcript is spliced from 2 exons. Gene Ontology annotation, molecular function: odorant binding. The record is from RefSeq and is a predicted model, not a curated record.
AACAGUUUAGUUAGUUCGGGUUUUUCCUUCAGACAGUCAAUAUGAACAAAAUAGUUAUAAAAGUGCUAGUGAUACUCGCCGUAGUGACUGGUCCAGGUUAUGCUACACCGUGUAACGAAACAUCGGCUUCCUACCGUUCUCACCGGAGUCCGCCGUUGCGUUGCUGCAAGGAUGGAUUUGAAGAAUCAUUAAAUCACGAAAAAGUCCAAGUCGUGAGACGUGAAUGCGCUGAGGAACUUGGUCUAACUGCGAUGUCCGAAGAUGAACUGCUAAAAAAUCGUAAAGGUUUGGUUUGCUUGAUCGAAUGCAUUACCAAAAAGCAUGACCUAGCAGAUGAGAAGGGUGAGUUACUGCAGGAGGAUUUGGCCAAAGCUUUGAAGGAACAUUUUAGCAUUGCCGAGUGGAAAGUACCUCUCCUUGAUGGCAUAAUCAGUGAAUGUUUCCAGUUCGCCGAGGAAGAGCACGAGAAGCACUCGAGUGAUGACGGAACAUGUAAUCCGGAAGGUUUCCAUUUUGGCUACUGUCUGUGGAGAAAGUUUACCCUAGCCUGUCCGGAGGAAAUGCAAGACGAUUCGGAACACUGUGAGUCGAUACGUGGAAAGCUGAAGAGCAACGAUACGGAGGGGCUGUGGAAUGCUCACAUCGACUAGUCGAUGUAGAGAGCUUCCCGUUUGACCUGACAGCUUUGUUGCUGCCUGAUAGCGAAAGCUUCAGUCGAUCGGGUAACGUAACGCUAGAGUUUUGGAACUAAAUAAAAAUAUGCAAUAGAA